This is a messenger RNA of Choloepus didactylus (southern two-toed sloth), 2101 nucleotides long. It is a transcript of the gene IL4I1, whose product is annotated as interleukin 4 induced 1. Gene Ontology annotation, biological process: amino acid catabolic process. Bases 326 to 2080 code for a protein of 584 amino acids. The transcript is spliced from 10 exons. Gene Ontology annotation, molecular function: L-amino-acid oxidase activity; polyamine oxidase activity. NCBI's taxonomy places the organism in Eukaryota, Metazoa, Chordata, Mammalia, Pilosa, Megalonychidae. The record is from RefSeq and is a predicted model, not a curated record.
GAGUGCCGCGCGCGGUGAAAGAGCGGGAAGGGCGGUUGGAGAGGGAGGAGCGAGCGGUUACUCACUCCAUGGCGGCGGGAAGGAGAGGCGGCGGCGGCCUCUGCUGAAGAGAGAAGCGGGAGCGGAAAGCGCAGGCGCGGAAGAAAACAGAUGCACUUCCUUGCCAGCCCAGACAAAGGGCCCUCUUCUUAAGUUCUUCAUUAAUUAGUAUGAAGACCUACCUGUGGUGACUAAAUUUGGAAUCAGAGGCUUUUAAAGGACCUGGUAUCUCUGAUCUGACAAGGGACUCAGGACAAAGCCACCACCUUUCACCCCGGUUCUGUACAUGCUCAAUGAUGACUUCUGUCCCGGGCUAACCAGGAGGGCCAUGGGUGCUAAGAGAGCCCCCCAGAGCCAGCCAUGCAACGCCGCCUUCCACCUGCGGAUCAUGGCCCAGGCCCCGCUGGCCCUGCGCUUCCUCGCCCUCGUCCCCGCCCUUCUCAGCCUGGCGGCGUCCCUGGACUGGAAAGCAUUCCCCAACCAGGACCCAUUCGAGAAGUGUACGCAUGAUCCGGACUAUGACCAGCUGCUCAAGGUGGUGACCUUGGGCCUGAACCGGACCUCAAAGCCCCAGAAGGUGAUUGUGGUUGGGGCUGGCGUGGCCGGGCUGGUAGCCGCCAAGGUGCUCAGCGAUGCCGGGCACAAGGUCACCGUCCUGGAGGCAGAUAGCAGGAUCGGGGGCCGCAUCUUCACCUUCCGGGACCCGAAGACGGGCUGGAUUGGGGAGCUGGGAGCCAUGCGCAUGCCCAGCACCCACAGGAUCCUCCACGAGCUCUGCAGGAGCCUGGGGCUCAACCUCACCAAGUUCACGCAGUACGACGAGAACACGUGGAUCGAGGCGAACGGCGUGAAGCUGAGGUACUACGUGGUGGAGAAGAUGCCAGAGAAGCUGGGCUACGCUCUGUGGCCCCGGGAGAAGGGCCGCUCGCCCGAGGAGAUCUACCAGAUGGCUCUCAACAGGGCUGUCAGAGAUCUCAAGAAGCUGGGCUGCAAGCAGGCCAUGAAGAAGUUUGAGAGGUACACGCUCCUGGGCUACCUGCUCGGGGAGGGGAACCUGAGCCAGCCGGCCACGCGGCUCCUGGGAGACGUGCUGUCCCACGACGGCUUCUUCUACCUCAGCUUCGCCGAGGCUCUGCGCGCCCACAGCUGCCUCAGCGACCGGCUCCGGUACAACCGCAUCGUGGGCGGCUGGGACCUGCUGCCCCGCGCGCUGCUGAGCUCGCUGUCGGGGCCGGUUCUGCUGCACGCGCCGGUCGUGGCUGUGAAGCAGGGGCAGCACGACGUGCAGGUGCACAUCUCGACCGCGCUGGGGAACCGGAGGCUGAAGUCGCUGACGGCCGACGUGGUGCUGCUGACGGUGACCGGGCCGGCGCUGCAGCGCAUGCUGUUCUGGCCGCCGUUGACGCGCGGGCGGCAGGAGGCGCUGCACGGGCUGCACUACGUGCCGGCCACCAAGGUGUUCCUGAGCUUCCGCCGGCCCUUCUGGCACGACGAGCACAUCGAGGGCGGCCACUCGAGCACCGACCGCCCGUCGCGCGCCAUCUUCUACCCGCCGCCCGGCGAGGGCGCGCUGCUGCUGGCCUCGUACACGUGGUCGGACUCGGCGGCCGCGUUCGCGGGCCUGAGCCAGGAGGAUACGCUGCGCGUGGCGCUGGACGACGUGGCCGAGCUGCACGGGCCGCUCGUGUACCGGCUCUGGGACGGCACCGGCGUCGUCAAGCGCUGGGCUGAGGACCCGCACAGCCAGGGCGGCUUCGUGGUGCAGCCGCCGACCCUCGCGCACGUCCAGGACAAGGCGAACUUCGACUGGGCGGACCCCUACGGCCGCAUCUACUUCGCCGGCGAGCACACGGCGCUCCCGCACGGCUGGGUGGAGACGGCCGUCAAGUCGGCGCUGCGGGCCGCGAUUAAGAUAAACAACCGGCGAGCCGCCCCGCUCCCGGCCGGCCAACUGUGGGCCACCCCGAAGGAAGAGGUCAACCAGCCCCCAGUCCACCACCUGGUGCUCUUGCCCACCACCCGCAAGAAGGGCGUGCAUUAAAGUAUUUUUGGAAAAAAGCCA